UCGUACCUACAUUCUCGCCUGCUCACCACCAAAGAUGGCGUUUUGCUGAGUGCUCAUGGAUACACACAUUUUUCAGCUCGUCGUUAUCUUACUUUAAAAACAAAUUAACUGCAUAGUGAGCUACGACUCCCCGUCAACCUGAAGCCACCAUGCAGAUCACUCUGAAGACCCUGCAGCAGCAAACCAUUCAGAUAGAGAUAGAUCCCGUUCAGACGGUGAAGGCCUUAAAAGAGAAGAUAGAAGCAGAGAGAGGGAAAGACAGCUUCCCCGUCUCCGGGCAGAAGCUGAUUUACGCCGGGAAGAUCCUGCAAGAUGACACGCCCAUCCAGGACUACAACAUCGACGAGAAGAACUUCGUUGUGGUGAUGGUUUCCAAGGUAAGACACGCUCAAUACUGCAGAAAUCACUGA
Notothenia coriiceps (black rockcod) is the source of this 410-nucleotide messenger RNA. RefSeq names its product UV excision repair protein RAD23 homolog B-like. The record is from RefSeq and is a predicted model, not a curated record. Gene Ontology annotation, molecular function: ubiquitin binding; proteasome binding; polyubiquitin modification-dependent protein binding. The coding region runs from base 150 to 410 and encodes 86 amino acids. Gene Ontology annotation, biological process: proteasome-mediated ubiquitin-dependent protein catabolic process. Gene Ontology annotation, cellular component: cytosol; nucleoplasm. The transcript has 2 exons. Lineage: Eukaryota; Metazoa; Chordata; Actinopteri; Perciformes; Nototheniidae.